AUGCCCCAGAUUAAGCACAUCGCCAUCGCCACCAAUGACGCUGAAAAAACCGCCAAGUUUUACGCCGAAGUAUUUGGACUGCGCCAGGUAGCCCAGCUUGACGGUGAAAACGCCAAGGGCUUUAUGCUCAGCGACGGUAACGUCAACAUGGCCAUCCUGGACUUCCAGAAUGACGCCGUGGCCGGUGAGCGUGGCAAGGAUUGGGAAGGUAUCCACCACAUCGGGUUCGAGGUGGAAAGCCUGGAAGAGAUUGAGCAACGGCUGGCCGACAACAACGCCAAGCCCAUGGACUCGGUCAACAACGCCCUGCACGCCGGUAUGGGCGGCCCCCGCACUGAGAACGUCGAGACGAAGUACGAAGGCCCCAACGGGGAGAUGAUUGACGUUUCCGGUACCGGCUGGAUUGGCACCCGCGGCUUCGACUAG
This is a messenger RNA of Geodia barretti, 426 nucleotides long. The record is from the annotation of a GenBank genome assembly. NCBI's taxonomy places the organism in Eukaryota, Metazoa, Porifera, Demospongiae, Tetractinellida, Geodiidae.